This is a messenger RNA of Fomitiporia mediterranea MF3/22, 1345 nucleotides long. RefSeq names its product branched-chain amino acid aminotransferase II. Bases 1 to 1218 code for a protein of 405 amino acids. NCBI's taxonomy places the organism in Eukaryota, Fungi, Basidiomycota, Agaricomycetes, Hymenochaetales, Hymenochaetaceae. The transcript has 5 exons. The record is from RefSeq and is a predicted model, not a curated record. Gene Ontology annotation, biological process: L-valine biosynthetic process; L-leucine biosynthetic process. Gene Ontology annotation, molecular function: branched-chain-amino-acid:2-oxoglutarate transaminase activity. Gene Ontology annotation, cellular component: mitochondrion.
AUGGUCGCCAUUGCCAACGGGCAUGUCAAUACCCAUAUUGCGGAGGCUGGGACUCCGCGACAUUCAGGUGUAGAAAAAAAUGGAGUUGGCGUCGCACCGCUUGACGCAUCAAAAUUGGUUAUCAAUCUGACCGAUAAACCAAAUUCGAUUCCGGAUCCGUCAACACUGAAGUUUGGGCAGACGUUCACAGAUCAUAUGCUAGUCAUGUCUUUCGACCCCAAAUCAGGAUGGUCUGCGCCUAUUCUCCAACCAUAUCAACCAUUAGCGAUCGACCCGUCGGCGUCAUGCUUUCAGUACUCCACGAAUCUCUUUGAGGGUAUGAAAGCAUACCUUGGCCCUGACGGCGAAGCGCGACUAUUCCGACCGAACUUGAACAUGGAGCGUAUGAGAACUUCUGCUGCUCGUGUUGCAUUACCGACAUUCGAUCACGAUACUUUGUUGACUCUGAUAAGAAAACUUGUUGCAGUUGAAAGGCGUUGGAUUCCGUCGUUACCUGGAUACAGUCUGUAUAUCCGUCCUACCAUGAUUGGCACGCGACCGCACCUUGGUGUCGGACCAUCGGACCAUGCAAUAAUCUACGUAAUUUGUUCUCCUACCGGUCCCUAUUUUGGUGCUGGGGCAAAAAGCAUAUCGUUAUAUGCAGUAUACGAGACCGUUCGUUCUUGGCCUGGUGGGACUGGCGGUCACAAACUAGGAUUGAAUUAUUCGCCGGGUUUUGAGGCUCUGAAACUUGCUACACAAAGAGGGUAUAACCAGGUGCUUUGGUUACUCGGCGACGGAGACGAGCAUAAAAUUACAGAAGCUGGCGCGAUGAAUUUCUUCAUUGCCGUUCAGCGUACCGACGGUGAUGUCGACCUAAUUACCCCUCCACUUGACGGGACGAUCUUGCCUGGCGUGACCCGUUCUUCGGUGAUUGAGCUUGCGCAUGCGCAUUCGUCGGGGACACCAUUGGAUGGGAUAUCACCCAGUCAGCGAAUGCAUGUCCAUGAGCGUACGUUGACGAUGAAUGACCUGAAGAAGUUCUCAGAAGAGGGUACGCUCCUUGAAGCAUUUUGCGUCGGGACUGCUGUGAUUGUUGCUUCUAUAAACCGGAUUGGUUACGAAGACAAGGACAUUCUGCUCCCAGAAAAAACUCCAAUAUGCCACGCACUACACAGUAGGAUUGAAGCUAUUCAGGAAGGACGCUUUGAGUUCCAGGGAUGGAGCGUGAAGUGCUAGGUAGAAAUCUACGUCAUUGGAUAUAUAGAUAUUUUUGGUUUUUUCUUCAUUUGGUAUAACACAGCCUCCGUGCAGAGGCCCAAGGUCACAUAUUGUGAUAAUUUGUAAUCUGCUCUUGUUUCUCGCC